GAGAGCAUAGCAAGAAGGAUUUCAUUCAUGUUUGUGAAGUGGUGCAACGCUGCAAUAUUAUUAAUAUUAGUAUAAAUAUUAGUAAUACUAUCACUCACAUAUAAUUCUGACGGAAAGAGCCCGUCGAAUACACACAGAAUAUAGCGGCAGUGUUGCCUGACUAUAACCCGUUUAAGUUAUUUCUAUCUGUUAUAUAAUAAUAAUUAAUAUGUCUGCUAGUUUAGAAAACGCUGCUACAGAAGUGCAGCCGACAAACCCUUGGCUUCGUAAACAACAUCCAUGGAGUUCGCCGAUUUCAGACCAACCUGAAGCGGCGUACGCGAAUUCCUUUCCAACUCUGUCGGAUGUUAUGUCAGAACAACUGGCCCAAGAAUUACAGGAAGAGAAAAGCUACACACCGACGAGCCAACCUGGAAUCGCCUCACAAGUGGGUGCUUCACAGGAGCAGUGCGCAUUGAGUGAGGAGCAAAACGUCGAGGAACAACGAGAGACAGACAGCGACAUGCUGCUCGCACAAAUGCUGCAGUUGGAGUAUGACAAGGAGCACGACGUCGAGUUACAGAAGAAAGAAGCCUCGUAUAAUCGAGGACGUAAGAUCACGCUGUCGUUCGCAAACUACCGGCUGACUCACCCGGACCUGUUUGACGACAGCAGUUCUGAGUCGGAGGAUUUCGAUGAAGACGCCCCCGAGGCUGUCAUCAACGAAGACUGUCGCACGAUCGGGAAGGGCGGGAUAAGCGGCAAGGGCAAGAACAUCAUAACGAAGCACGACCCGGCCAUCUCGGCUCGGAAGAAUGCGUCGAAGAUGAUGGAGUUUGGACCGCACUUUGACACGGGGGAUGACAUCGACGUCGAAAUGAAGUUUCCUAACCACGUUUAUAACCAGCUGAAGGUCCACAGUAUGUCGGAGCAGAAGAGACAGGCACGAAUCCAUGACAAGAAGGAGAAGUCGACGGCUGAACAAGCGCUGGAUCCGAAGACUCGCCUACAGAUCUACAAACUCAUCAACAAUGAGAUCCUGGAGUCGGUCAGCGGGCAGGUCAGCACUGGCAAAGAAGCGGUCAUUCUGCAUGCCUACGGUGGCAAGUUGCCAGACAAACUUGUGCCAGCUGAGUGCGCGAUCAAGGUUUACAAGACUACUCUAAAUGAGUUCAAGACGAGAGAUAAAUACAUUAAAGAUGAUUAUCGCUUUAAGGACAGAUUUAAAAAACUGAAUCCAAGAAAGGUGAUUCGAAUGUGGGCUGAGAAGGAGAUGCACAACCUAAUGAGAAUGAGAAAGGUUGGGAUUUCCUGUCCAGAAGUUGUUUUCUUGAAGAAACACAUUCUCGUAAUGUCGUUUAUCGGAACCGAUCAAAAGCCAGCUCCGAAAUUGAAAGAAGCCAAGCUGUCACACGACCAGCUCGAACAAGCAUAUGUAGAGUGUGUACAGAUGAUGAAGAAGUUAUACGACGAGGCCGGCCUCGUGCACUCAGACCUCAGUGAGUACAACAUCCUAUGGCACCAGGGUCAACUCUGGUUCAUCGACGUUAGCCAGUCCGUCGAGCCGCAGCAUCCAAACGCGCUGGAGUUCUUGCUGAGAGACUGCACGAAUGUCAGCGAGUUCUUUACGAAGAGGGGCGCUGCGGACGUACUGGCGCCACAGCGGCUGUUUAACGAGAUCAGCGGACUCGACCUCGCUGAGGGAGAGACGGGCGACUUUCUCCUGCAGCUGCAGCAGUUCCAGAAGCAGCGUUACCUUCAUGAGAGAGCGCACGAGGCAUCCGAGGACUAUCCAUUUGAUUUCUUCUUCGAGAAGUCUUGCGCCGAGCUCAGCCAAGGAGUCACUAAGAAGGGCGAGGGAAGCGCGACCAAGCCUGACGGGAAGAUAGAUGUGGACGAGAUUUAGCGAUGGCGGACAUGUUCGUUUGAUUUAUACUCAACAUUGUUUUAACCGUAAUUGUGAGCAAGAAUUAUUGGCUAAUGACCCAGGGCUAAAAGAAUGUGUACGAAGAGAAGCAGCAUAGGGUCGAAGAGUGAGGCAGUGCUAUGUAGGGUGUUGGUGGUGCUAGGAUCAAGUUGGUUGCAGCGCAUGGCAUUUAGUCUAAUGGCACGUUAUGUCGCUCUGGGGGAUCUCUCAGUCUCGUCUUGUUUACGUUAACCUGGCAAAUUUUUGCACUGUCUAUAUCACAGUAUAAAGAAAAUUGUUAGUUUAAUUUUGUAAAAAGUAUUUAAUGAAUGCUUGUGAUGAGGGAGCAUGUAGUACCAACUUAAUUUAGCACAUCAAAGGUUUACUGCAAAUCGAGAAUUAAGGGUCACCCUUUCAAAGUUUGCACUGGUUUGGUAGCCACAUUGAUAGGUGUGUGGAGAUAUAUUAGUUAUAUAAGUUUUAAAUAUAUAUUAUCAAGAGCAUAUAAAGAAGGAGAGCGUACAAUGGUGAAAU
Molecule: messenger RNA, 2419 nt
Organism: Priapulus caudatus
Lineage: Eukaryota; Metazoa; Priapulida; Priapulimorpha; Priapulimorphida; Priapulidae
Product: serine/threonine-protein kinase RIO3-like
Exons: 7
Coding region: 209-1885 (558 amino acids)
Biological process (GO): maturation of SSU-rRNA; protein phosphorylation
Cellular component (GO): preribosome, small subunit precursor; cytosol
Molecular function (GO): ATP binding; protein serine/threonine kinase activity
Source: RefSeq, a predicted model, not a curated record